UGAUGUCUCCAAGAUGAUCCAUUACUAUUAAAAAUACUCAUUAUAAAUACAAGAGAAAUAGCUGCAAAAUAUCUUUCACUAUCUGACAAUGGCCAGAAUGAACAUGCCCAGUCUCAUCCUCCCACCAGGUUUCAGGUUUCAUCCUACAGAUGAGGAGCUCAUCAACCAUUAUCUUAAAAAGAAAGCCUCUUCUUCUUCUGAUGAUCCAGAACUUUCUAUAAUAGCAAAUAUCAAUAUCUACAAGUUCAAUCCUUGGGAACUUCCUGGAAAGGCCCUGUUUGGAGAAAAUGAGUGGUUUUUCUUCAGUUCAAGAGAUAGAAAAUAUCCAAAUGGUGGUCGCCCAAAUAGAACAGCUGCAUCUGGUUACUGGAAAGCCACAGGAACUGAUAAACCAAUACUCUCAUCCAAUGGAUCACAAUGUCUUGGGGUGAAGAAAUCACUUGUAUUCUACAAAGGCCGAGCUCCAAAGGGCAUUAAAACCAAUUGGAUGAUGCUUGAGUACAGGCUUCUUGACGAUAAUCAUCAGCUGCAAAAGCUAAGAGGAUCAAUGAGAUUGGAUGACUGGGUUUUGUGCCGAAUUCGCCGGAAGAACAGCAACUUGAAAGAAAAAGAGGAAACUUAUGAAAGCAGCUGUGGCAGCUCUCUUCCAUUUUCUGUGGGGUGCUUACAAGGUCAAGAAGCAAUAUUGGAAAUUACUAACAUGGCACUUAAAGACUAUGAUUAUGAUUUUGAAGCUUGUCUUAAAAGUGAAGACACAGAUGGACAAGCUGAAUACCAUGAAGGAUCUCCUGGAAACUCAUUCUCAGCUGUGGAUUCUGGUUCUCAUCAGCAACCAGCCGCAGUUUCCUCCCUAAAAGAGGCACUUGAGUCCAUUAAGAAAGUACUCUUUGUCGGAGCUUUCGAGGAGCUGAUGCCAGUCCCAGUGCCACCAACAAAGAGGUUGCAUGUCUCCACUUCAAACAACGCAGAAAAUUCAAGUAUCUUUCAAGUCUCUUCUCCUACUAUUUCACCGCCAUAUCCGCAGAGCUUCUCAGAGUUCAUGAUCUGAAUAUUACAGUUUACAUGCGAAAGAGCUCUGGCCAUGAUAUCUGUUAAAUUCAUAUAUAUUUAUGUAUAGUAUCCAGCUGAAUAAAAUCAUGGUCAUAUGAAUGUAUAAA
Messenger RNA from Manihot esculenta (cassava), 1157 nucleotides. Its product is annotated as NAC transcription factor 29-like. Gene Ontology annotation, molecular function: DNA binding. The coding region runs from base 89 to 1048 and encodes 319 amino acids. Gene Ontology annotation, biological process: regulation of DNA-templated transcription. The record is from RefSeq and is a predicted model, not a curated record. NCBI's taxonomy places the organism in Eukaryota, Viridiplantae, Streptophyta, Magnoliopsida, Malpighiales, Euphorbiaceae. The transcript is spliced from 3 exons.